Molecule: messenger RNA, 2580 nt
Organism: Pelobates fuscus (common spadefoot toad)
Lineage: Eukaryota; Metazoa; Chordata; Amphibia; Anura; Pelobatidae
Gene: HOXC8
Product: homeobox C8
Exons: 2
Coding region: 615-1343 (242 amino acids)
Biological process (GO): regulation of transcription by RNA polymerase II
Cellular component (GO): nucleus
Molecular function (GO): RNA polymerase II transcription regulatory region sequence-specific DNA binding; DNA-binding transcription factor activity, RNA polymerase II-specific
Source: RefSeq, a predicted model, not a curated record
AGCUUGACCUCACGGCGCAUGUAUUUUCCCACAUCAGUGAAGAGGCUGGCUUGGAAAAAAAGCAGCACCUAAACAUAUUAAUGCGCACCUUUCAUAACCCUCCCUCAUUCAUUUGAUAUUUUUUUUUUUUCUGAAGGCUGGUUUUCCACGUCCCCUUCAUCCGAUACCCCCAAAUCCUUGUCAUUUCUCUCCAGCCUGUCUUGGUGAGGAGGAUUGAUGGAUACAAAUCUCGUGUGAAAGCUUCACCAGCAGGAUAUUUUAAGGAAUUUGCCUGUGGUGUAAAGGGAAAGGAGCAGAGAGAGAGAUACAUACAGCUCUACAUACCGACUGAUAGACGAGAAUUCACGAAGCCCAGAGACCUUACCAGCCACACACUCUUGCACCAUGAAACGUCUGUGAUAGACACCAAAUAACCCCCCCUCUGUUUAAAAAAAAAAGCCCACAAACAAAAACAGGACUUUAAGGCAAGCCCAGGGGACAGUCUUUCAUUGAUCUCCCCUAGAAUUAAAGACUGCUUGUAUUUUUUAGUAUUGUUUUCCCUAUCUAUUUUUUUUAAUCUCUAUUUUUAUUAGUUAGGAGGGGGGUUGCAGCUGGCUUUCUUUCAUGCCAGAGCCAUGAGUUCCUAUUUUGUGAAUCCUCUCUUCUCCAAGUACAAAGGCGGUGAGUCUUUGGAACCCACUUACUACGACUGUCGCUUCCCACAAAGUGUCAGCAGGAGCCAUGCUCUGGUGUAUGGUCCGGGCACCACAGCCCCUGGCUUCCAGCACCCUUCCCACCACGUCCAGGAAUUCUUCCACCAUGGAUCGUCCACCAUCUCCAACACUGGAUACCAGCAGAACCCCUGCGCCCUCACAUGCCAUGGGGAUGCUUCAAAAUUCUAUGGCUACGAGGCUCUACCGAGACAGUCCCUUUAUGGUGCCCAGCAAGAGGCGAGCGUGGUGCAGUAUCCUGACUGUAAAUCGUCUACCAACUCAAGCACUAGCGAGGGACAAGGCCAUUUAAAUCAAAAUUCGUCUCCCAGCCUCAUGUUCCCCUGGAUGAGACCUCACGCUCCCGGAAGGCGCAGUGGCAGACAGACUUACAGCCGGUACCAAACACUAGAGUUGGAGAAAGAGUUCCUUUUCAAUCCAUAUUUGACGCGGAAGCGCAGGAUUGAGGUCUCCCACGCCCUGGGACUGACUGAGAGGCAGGUCAAAAUCUGGUUUCAAAACAGGAGAAUGAAAUGGAAAAAGGAAAACAACAAAGACAAACUACCCGGGGCUCGAGAUGAAGAAAAGACUGAGGAAGAAGGGAAUGAGGAAGAGGAGAAAGAGGAGGAAGAGAAGGAGGAAAGCAAGGAAUGAUUUGGAGUGUGUGAGUUGAGCUGUGAGUGAAUGAGUGAGUGAGUGUGGGUGUGAGUGGAAAUUCUCGUUUUAUGGUAGAUGUAAAAACAAAACGUUUAUGGCGAUCAUUUGCUUUUAUAGAGUAUAGAAGGGGAGAAACACAACAGUAACUACCUGUCACAAGACCCAGCCUUUCUGCUUGGCCAGGACUCCCUUAGCAUUUCGUUAUGGUUUGUGUGGGAAGGGGCAUUUUCAUUAACUUCUUAUUUAUGUCCUACAAGUCCUGAGAUAUAGGCUAAUAACUUAUAAAUAAAUAUAUAUACACGUGAAGAACCCUGCAAAGGUUUACAACAGACUGACAUUUCUCUAAAACAGCCACAAUAGUAUUAAUUCCUUUUUAUGUGAAAAAAACCUACUUAUCCCCAUCUUUUUUUUUCCUUUUAUGAGGUCCAAUAAUUGAUGGCCUUUUUUAUGUAAUCUACGUUCUAUUUAGAUUUAUGUAUUCAUAUAUGUGUGGGAAGGGAUGGGGGAGGGGGGGAUACUUACCCUUGUUUAUAAUUUUAACCUUAUUGUGUAGUUAACAUUGUUUCAUAUAAUGCUGUCUAAAAGGUGUUGUAUGCCUAUGGCUCUGUCAAGUUUAACUUGUCAGCAUAGGGAAUGCGGGGGUCCCCAAGAUAUCUAGAUGCAGCUAUAUCUUUUAGAAGCAACAUAUUUCAAUGUGUAUCUCAAAUUAACAGGCCAAGACAUUGAAAAAAACAAAAAACCUUGAAUUCAUGUCCCCAGUGCCCUGCUUUGUACAAGUUUAUCUCUGAUGUGUAAGCACUUCAAAUCUCCAUAUACUACCUAAAAGGGUCACGCAAUAAUCAUUAAACUAAUAACAAGCAAUGUCGGGGUCUCUGUAUCCCAUUUAAUACUAGGUCAGACUUAUUAAUGACUAGCAGUGUGACCCGGAUGCAAAGCUACUAAGUAGCAAAGAAUACAUACUGCAACUUGCAAUGUACCUAAUCACUACCUAUAGAAGGAAUAUGCUAUUGGGAAGUAUUUCUAACGCGUUUUUCGUUGUUUGUUGCUGCUUAUUAUUAUUUUAUUUCCCCAACAACUGAAACUGCCUAUAGUUGGACGCACAUUUUUUUGUGUUACUUUUAUUGUGCUUACUAAAGUAGCUUAGGACUAAAUUGCACUGAAUGUAAAGUUAUCUAUUUGUCUUGACCUUAUCUGUUAUUGCAAGAGCUCGAAAUAAAAAAAAUAAAAAAUACAA